Molecule: messenger RNA, 1240 nt
Organism: Vanessa tameamea
Lineage: Eukaryota; Metazoa; Arthropoda; Insecta; Lepidoptera; Nymphalidae
Product: trypsin-1-like
Exons: 8
Coding region: 198-1208 (336 amino acids)
Biological process (GO): proteolysis
Molecular function (GO): serine-type endopeptidase activity
Source: RefSeq, a predicted model, not a curated record
UGGCCGAAGACCCCAGCUCGCAGAGGAUUCCGCGCGGCCGCGGCCGACAGCGCCAGUCGGCCAGCGAUUUGUUUGCGAAAUAUCCAAAUAAUGCCAUUGAAUCACUGCUGCCGAAUUCGACUGUAAAAGCGCGCGCGGAGAUGCCGCGCAAAUAAAUACGCGCCGACACAAAAUAUCGCGACACCCGAACAACGACAAUGUGCCCAUGGAGAUCAGUGGCUAUAUUUUGUGUGCUUCUUACAUUAGCCCUCUCUGAGGCUAGGAAAAUACAUCCACAGGACGCUAUACUUGAUAACCAUGUAUCCACUGGGAACAGAUCAUCGAGAUUUCUUUUCGACUCUUUCUUCGGUUUGGAGGUACCUCUCUUAGAGGAGCAGAGUGUGGAAGAUGAGGACGAAGACCCUCAGGUCAGGAACUGUUCAUGCGAGUGCGGAAAAGCGAAUCCACUUCCUAGAAAGAUAGAAUGCAGUGGGCCGAACCAAGAGAAUCGUAUAGUAGGCGGCGUUGCUGCGGGUAUCAACCGGUACCCGUGGAUGGCACGGCUGGUCUAUGAUGGUCAAUUCCACUGCGGGGCAUCAUUGCUGACGAAGGAGUAUGUUUUGACAGCGGCUCAUUGUGUUAGAAAACUUAAACGAUCCAAAAUUCGAGUGAUACUGGGCGACCACGAUCAAACAAUAACGACGGAGAGUGCUGCUAUCAUGAGAGCAGUCAUUGCCAUCGUCCGACACCGUAGUUUCGACGCUGAGUCCUACAACAACGACAUAGCUUUACUAAAACUUCGAAAACCUGUCGCUUUUUCGAAGAUCAUCAAACCAGUGUGUCUCCCUCCAGCAAGUGUAGAUCCAUCAGGCAAGGAAGGCAUUGUAGUUGGCUGGGGCCGUACGUCCGAAGGGGGUCAGUUACCUGCCAUCGUGCAGGAGGUGCGUGUUCCGAUCCUAUCGCUUACGCAGUGUCGUGGCAUGAAGUAUCGAGCCUCACGCAUUACUAACAACAUGCUUUGCGCGGGUCGAGCCUCAACGGAUUCCUGUCAAGGUGAUAGUGGUGGACCGUUAUUGCUACAAAAAGGCGAUAGAUUUCAGAUUGUGGGUAUUGUGUCAUGGGGUGUAGGGUGUGGUAGACCGGGUUAUCCCGGUGUUUACACUCGGAUAACCCGAUACUUACCUUGGUUGAGAGCGAAUUUACGAGACACGUGUCUCUGUGGUACCUAAUUUAUUUAUAUUUUUCUAUUAGAAUACAUAAA